AUAGCGUUAACCAAAGCAUUUUUUGACACAUGUAUUAAAGAUGUUUUAUUUCUUCUAAGAGCAUCACAAAAAUUUCGCUACCUGAGACUAUUUUAAAAAUAGUCCACAGGCCAAAACUUACCGGGGUGUUUGAAUUAUCUCUUAAUUCCUCCAAGUAACGUCGAAGAUAAAACCACGGCAGUGAGCCCAGUGGUUUAUAAAUACAGAUCGGAAAGGACGCCGAGACAUUUAUAGCUACGGGAAUUUUUUUUCAAAAUGGCUGUUCCGCAGAAUCCAGCUGUGUCGUCGGUCGAUAAUUUCUUCCUCUUGGUCAUCUCGUUCUUCAUCUUCUUUAUUCAAGCGGGUUUAGCGUUCCUCGAGGCUGGAGCAUCGAGAUUGAAGAAUACAACUGAUAUCAUUAUAAAGAAGAUGAUUAUUUUAUUCACAUGCGCACUGAUGUAUUGGUUGUUUGGUUACGCGUUUGCGUGGGGAGAGAAAAGUAAUCUGUUUCUCAGCCACAGUAAUUUCGCCCUGUCGGACCUUCCUGAAUCAACUAAUAUCUAUGUUCAUUGGUUGUUGCACUUCACCCUCGCUGCCUUCACCUGUUCGAUUGUAAGUGGUGCUCUCGCCGAAAGGACAAACUUUACCGUGUACACGCUGUUUACGGUAUUGAUGUCAGGCUUCAUUUACCCCGUUGUUACUCAUUGGUGUUGGCACGAGGAAGGCUGGCUCAAGAAAGGCGACGAUGAAACUCUUGGAGAAGGUGUCUCUUUUCAGGAUUUUGCAGGCAGUGGUGUAAUUCAUGUCACUGCAGGCACCAUGGCUUUGGUAGGCUCAGCCGUAAUUGGACCAAGAUGUGGAAGAUUUGAACGUGGUAAACCAGUUCCUAUAGGCGGACACACUGUUCCGCUUGCUGCGUUUGGAGGAUACGUUUGUUUGCUUGGUUUUCUCGCUGUUAUUUGCGGAAACCAAGGGCACGUGACAUCCCGUGGCGACACUGAAGCAAUAGCUCUAAUUGCAAUCAACACGAUACUGUCAUCUUCCGGUGGGGCAUUGACGGCGUUUUUCAUCCGUCGAACUUGGGGAGCAUGUUAUGGUCAUCACUCCAGUGUGCUUACUAUGAUCAAUGGAGCAUUGACUGGAGCGGUGUCUAUUAGUGCCGGUGGCAACGAGAUGCAUCCUUAUGCAGCUUUUAUUGUCGGUUUCAUUGCUGGGGCCACCUAUAUCGCUUGGGAUAUCGUACUUCUCCAUUUAAAAGUCGAUGAUCCAGUGACGGCAACCUCAGUUCAUUUAGGUGGCGGAAUGUGGGGGCUUCUUGCCGCGCCUCUGUUGGACAAAAAUGAUGGUAUAUUGUAUGUUGGUGAUAAGCUCAGUUUUAAAAUACUCGGUUGGAAUCUCCUUGGUGGUGUUGCGAUAAUUGUCUGGUCUGCUUUGAUCUCGGCAAUACUUUUUCUAAGUCUCAGAUUCUUCAAGAAACUGAAAGUAACAGCUGAAGCUGAAGCGAAAGGUCUUGAUAUAAGCAAGCAUGGAGAACCAGCCUAUCCAAUUGGAGCAUAUGCUGAAAGUUCAUCAUAUCAAUAUCCGAAGACAGUGCUGGUAAACGAGAGGACCAACCCUGCAUUUAGCAACAUGGAUGCUUCCAUGUCUAGUCAACCAAGUGAAUCAAUGAAUACUCGAGGCAGUACGUCAGCUAUGUCUUGAUAUUCGAAUACUUAAAUUGUGUCGUACAAUAUUUGUAUGAGUGGAAUCGAAAUACCGAACCUGGAUAAGCAGAACAUUGUCAGCAUUUUCUAGUUUUACGUUUCAGUUAACUUUGUGAGUAGUAGUAUUUUAUUCAAUAAUAAUUGCUAAUUGUAUAGUAAAAAGAUGUUUUCUUUUAUGUAUAAAACCAGUGACUCGUCACUGGCAAUGAGUAGUCCCUGCAGUUAUAGCAGUGAAUAUAGGGUUUAUGACACGUUUGGAGAGAAUGGAUAAAAAGGCUUAAAAAGAAUGUAUAAAAUCAGUGACUCGUCUCUCGCAAUGAGUAGUCCCUGCAGUUAUAGCAGUAUUAAAAUAUAGGGUUUCAUGAUGACACGUUUGGAGAGAAUGGAUAAAAAGGCUUAAAAAGAACGUAAUUUGAGGGUUUAGUUAGGGCAUUACAUUUCGAGCGUAGAAAAGUGAAUCUUGUGUAAAUAAACUGAAGUUAAAAUAUAAAUCUAAGAAUAUUAUUAGUAUUUAAG
This is a messenger RNA of Dendronephthya gigantea, 2198 nucleotides long. RefSeq names its product putative ammonium transporter 1. The record is from RefSeq and is a predicted model, not a curated record. Gene Ontology annotation, biological process: ammonium homeostasis; ammonium transmembrane transport. Gene Ontology annotation, cellular component: membrane. NCBI's taxonomy places the organism in Eukaryota, Metazoa, Cnidaria, Anthozoa, Malacalcyonacea, Nephtheidae. The transcript is spliced from 9 exons. Gene Ontology annotation, molecular function: ammonium channel activity. Bases 256 to 1680 code for a protein of 474 amino acids.